Anneissia japonica is the source of this 432-nucleotide messenger RNA. RefSeq lists its product as uncharacterized. Lineage: Eukaryota; Metazoa; Echinodermata; Crinoidea; Comatulida; Comatulidae. The record is from RefSeq and is a predicted model, not a curated record. The annotation marks the transcript as partial. The transcript is spliced from 3 exons.
AGAGAAUGACGCUGCUUAUGUGAUGGGAUGCCAAUGUCAUAUUAUUCAUAAUACGGCUGGAAAGGCAGGAGAGACUUUUCAUAGGGUUACAGGCUUCAGUGUUGAUGAUAUGUUGGUCGACAUUUUUUAUUGGUUUGAUAAAAGCACCAAACGGAAAGCAUCUCUACAGGAAUAUUGCGAGUUUUGUGAUACCAGCUAUCGAACUAUAAUAAAACAUGUUAACACUAGAUGGCUUAGUUUGGAGAGAGCAGUCAGUCGUACACUCCAACAAUAUGCAGCACUUAGGAGCUACUUUCAGUCAGAACAUGACAAUUUGUUCACUGGCAUGGUCACCAAAACGCACUUAAGACAACUACUUGAUAGUGAUGUAAGUCCUUCACAAGCAUCAAAGUACUACAAGGGUGUAAGGGCAUUCUAUGAAACCGCCUGGCA